AGGGCUGCAGGGCUGAGGAGGGUAGAUGACCCACCGGCUGGGGACCUGGGCAAACCCGCCAGGCCUCCCCUCCAGCGCCGCUGCCGCAGUCCAGCCGAAGUCCCGCCCGCGCCGCACCCCUGACUCACUUCCUUUGCAAAGAAGCGGAAACCUCCCCAGGGCUUUCUCCAGUCCAGACGCUCCCAGGGCACCCGCAGGUGUCGCUGACCCGGUGAGGCCCCUCACCCCGCCCUGACCCACGCAGAGAAGCCCGCGCUGUCGGCUUCCUGAGUGGUAGGCCCCAGCCUCCGGCGUGGGCAGGCGUGUGGGUCUGGGGGCCAGUGAGAGCCUGACCUGACGCAGCUGCAGGGAGGGCGACCUGUAUGCCAAGCACCGCCCCUGCGCCAUGGACCGCGGCCAGUCCAGCCCGGAGCCCGCGGCCCCGGUCGCCCCCAGCCCGAGCGUGAUCGCUCCGGUGCGCGCCGUCGUCCGCCUGCGCCACCAAGUGCGCCUCCUGCGCAAGCGGCGGCCGCCCCCGCCGGCCGUGGAGCCGGAACCCGGGGCUGCGGCGCCGCGCGUCCUCCGGGAGCAGCCGCAGUUCUUCACCUUCGACGGGCCGGCCGAGCUGGUUUCGAGACCCGCGCGGAAGCGCCGCCGGCGCAGCCGCCUGGUGCUCUACCCUGAGACCUCGCGCAAGUUCGGGCCGCGCGCCGAGCGCCACAGCCGCGCCCAGCGCUGCCUGCUGUUGCUCGUGGCCAUCGUGGGCUUCCAGGUGCUCAACGCCAUCGAGAACCUGGACGACAACGCGCUGCGCUAUGACCUCGACGGGCUGGAGAAGACGCUGCAGCGCGCUGUGUUCGGGCAGCCGGCGGCCAUGGGCCGCCUCGUGGCUCUGCUGCGGGACUACCUGGCCACGCACGUGCACAGCCGCCCGCUGCUCCUGGCGCUGCACGGGCCCAGCGGCGUGGGCAAGAGCCACGUGGGCCGCCUGCUGGCGCGCCACUUCCGCGCGGUGCUGGAGGACGGCGCACUCGUGCUGCAGUACCACGCGCGCCACCACUGCCCCGCGCCGCGCGCCGCCGCCGGCUGCCGCGAGGAGCUGGCGCGGCGCGUGGCCGACGUGCUGGCGCGGGCCGAGGCGGAGGAGAAGACCCCGCUCCUGGUGCUGGACGACGCGGAGCUGCUGCCGCCGGCGCUGCUGGACGAGCUGCAUGGCCUCCUGCAGCCGCAGCGGCCGCCGCGCUUCCACAACGCCGUCUACGUGCUGCUCAGCGGCGCGGGCGGCGCUGAGGUCACGCGCUUCGUGCUGCAGAACGCGUCCCGCUCGGGGCACGCCGAAGGGCCGGAGGAGCUGCGCGCAGCCGAGGAGGAGCUGCGCGGCAGCCUGCGCGCGCUGCUGAUCCGCCAGCAUCCGCUGUGGGAGGCCGCAGCCAUCGUGCCCUUCCUGCUGCUGGACAAGCGGGACGUGGUCAACUGCUUCCGGGAUGAGAUGGCCGGGGAGGGCUUCUUCCCGGAGCAGGCCCGGGCCGAGCUGCUGGCCGCGCAGCUCAGCUACUACCGCGUGGCCGGCCGCGAGUUCGCCGUCACCGGCUGCAAGCAGGUGGUGGCCACGGUGAACCUCUUGUAGCGCAGGUGCGCCUGGACGUGGCUGCCCGCUGCGCCACCACGGGAAGUCCUUGUGGCCGUAGUCGUUGGAGGCGGGGAACUGCGGGUUUGCUGCGGCCUGUGAGGCCCGAAUAAAUCUGUCCGCGGCCUGCCGCCGACUCACGCUGGGACCUGGAGUGGGAGGGCCAGGCCGGGUCAGUUCUAACCUCUUCUGCCAGUGCCAAGUCCCUCAGCCCCCGUCUGCCACCUGCUGGUCCGUAACUCAGCCUGCAUCUCCAAUGCCAGUGUGUCCCCCAGGGCCCACACCCUAGGAGUGGGCCGUCUGUCCCUGUGGUCUAGCGGUCGGAUGGUCACAGAGGGCGAGCAGCCCCCAAGGGUGGCAUAGUGGUCCCCGCGGAGCUGGAUAUGAGCACGACUCCAAAGCACCCGCCGCGGCCAUACCGACCCCCCACCCCAUCCCGCAGUCCUGGCCGCUUCUCUUCUGGCAGAACCGCCUGGGUCGGCCUGGACUCAUGGCCUCUUAGGCCCAGGGGCUCCCCGAGAGGAAAAGGGCUGGGUGGGCGUUUCACCCAAUGAGCUGAUCUGGGGAGCCCUCUGAAUGUUCCAGAAGGGGCCCUCUCAGGGUGACCCAAGUAGGCAGUGGGCCCAUGUGGGAAGUCCUGCCCACCCCCUCCCCCGCCCCCACCGGCUCCAGGGUGCUGAACUCCUGGGAAGCCUCUAAUAGGGCUCUCUCAGACUCCCUGGUCCGCACUGCGUCCCAGGCCUGGGGCCGGGCCUCAUGCCUGCCAUCCCGGCUCCUGCCAGCCUGGCUCCUCCCCAGGCCCUCCAGGCUCCGGCCUCCUGGAGCAGGACUGCAGGAGCCUCGGUGGCUCCUAGGGAAGGGGGCGGUGAGCGCUGAACUUUGGGGCACCUCCUAUGCUGGGCUCCCAAGGGGGCAGGUGCGGUGGUUUCAGUGCUGUUCCUUGAUGGGCAUAGGGUCAGCCUGGACCAGCCCACUGGGAGGAAGGUGUGACCUGGGAGGUAGGGGGCCUGGAACACAACUGGGGAGCAGCAGCAUCCCAAAAAGGGGGCCGAGGGGGGCGGCUGGUGGGGGUGCUGCCAACGGGAAGUGGGCUGUACCAGGGGCUUCAGACCCCACCUCUGCACUCAGCCUGACCCCUGCCCUCGUGAGACCUCAAGGCCCACAGGCUGAUGUCGCUAGAGCCCCUCCCUGACAGGCCCCUCCCUGAGGGUCCCCCAGGGUAAGAGCCCUUCCCUUCACCUGUCCUCUUCGUGGUGGUCGGCUGCAGACGGUGAACCGUCUGUCCAGGAGGGAAUUGGGUCCCUCCCGGCAGAGGGAAGUGGCCGGCCUGUCCACCCGGCAUGCAGACCCUGGGCCCCAACAGGAAGGAAUGGGGAGGGGGCACGUCCUGUCGCGAAAGGCCAUACUCCUCCCAGCUCCGGGGCUCCCAGGGACGCCCAGUCUGCAAGCUGGUUCUAAACCGGGAGCCGGACCUGCAGGCAUACAUUUGGACACACCUGGAAGAGUGGGCUGCCAGGUGAUACUGCUGUAGCCAAUGUGCUUGCUCAGCAAAUAGUGAUCACAGGCACGUGUUUAUCUAAAACCACUGUGGCCAAUGGGUUAAGUGACUGUGGCUGAGCUGAGACUGCCUUGGAGUUGGCUAGUCCUAGCUUCUGGGAGGAAUUCCUGAUCAUAUGUUUGCUGGUGCUCACUCCUGUCCAUGGGAGGAAGGAUCUCCCUACAGAAGGAAACUGAAACUGAAGUUGCUCAGUCGUGUCUGACCCUGCGAACCCAUGAAUCACAGCACGCCAGGCCUCCCUGUCCAUCACCAACUCCCGGAGCCCACCAAAACCCAUGACCAUUGAGUCAGUGAUGCCAUCCAACCAUCUCAUCCUCUGUCCUCCCCUUCUCCUCCUGCCCUCAAUCUUUCCCAGCAUCAGGGUCUUUUCCAGUGAGUCAGCUCUUCACAUCAGGUGGCCAAAGUAUUGGAGUUUCAGCUUCAACAUCAGUCCUUCCAGUGAACACCCAGGACUGAUCUCCUUUAGGAUGGACUAGUUGGAUCUCCUUGCAGUCCUUAGGCCUCCUGCAAAUUCUUGAGGCAGUUACAGAAGUUUAAUGGGAUGGAUGCAUGUGAGGCUUCUCUUCAGUCAUGCGGGGAGAGCAGGACAGUGAACACAGCGGGCGCACCGUGCCAUUUUCCAGCCUCGAGACAGGAGGCUGCCCGAGCAUAGUGGCUCUCCCCCAAACUUCCACACAAGAAGGUGCACGCAAGGAGUACACGCACACAAAGCUUCACCAAGUGUGAUGGAGCCUGGGAUUCCUUCACCAGUCAGAGGCACUGACAUCGCGUCACCGAGGCUCAGAGAUGUGGUCACACACCAGGAAGUUACUUAGAUGUGCCGAUGUGUCAGCAAGUCUAAAGGUGACUCAGCUUGCAUGGGCAGCUCCCUAGAACUUUCCAUGCAGGUAUUCAGAAGAUCUUGUUUUCCCAUUCCAGAGUCAGGUCACAUUGAAACAAGGAAUACACUUAGGUGGGCUCAGCUCCCUAGCUCUAUCAGUAUACAUUUAGGUGGGCUCAGCUUCCUAGCUGUACCACAUGGGCCCAAGGAGCAGUCUGGACAGACAGCAGCAUCUAGAGCCCCAGUGAAAUUACCUAGAGAGGGAACCAAAGGGUCCUUGCUUCGCUGGGUGGGCUGAGGCUUCCGAUGGCAAAUCGGGCAAUCAAAGAGGUGGCCCCCUUCUCCAGAAAGUGAAAGUGUUAGUCACUCAGUCAUGUCCAGCUCUUUGCAACCCCAUGGACUGUAUCCCACCAGGCUCCUCUGUCCAUGGGAUUCUCCAGGCAGAAAUACUGGAGUGAGUAGCCAUUCCCUUCCCUGGAGGGCUUUCCCAACCCAGGGAUCGAACUCAGGUCUCCUGCAUUGCAGAUGGAUUCUUUACCAUCUGAGCUGCCAGGGAAGCCCCCUUUCUCCAGGGAUUGGGAAGUACGAAUGAGGGAGUUGUCCUUCCGUGGAAGGAGGGAGGGGGAUGAGGUGAGGGGCUGUGUUGAAGUGAAUGUGCACAGGUCGGGUCCGGACAUCGUGGGGAAGCUGCUGUCCUCCGCUUCCGGUCCUGAUGGACGUUUAUCCUCAGGUCUGCAGACAGUGAGCAGGUCCAGCUGGGGCUGGGUGCUCUCUUUAGACGUGACGCUGGGCCUGGAGCCUCGUCCCUGGAGUUGGUGGCACAAUGGUUAGUCACCAGGGCCUGGUGGUGCCCUUCACGUGAGGCUGGAGGGGGUCCUUUAGGGGUGCCUUUUCCAGGACCUCCGGCCUCUGGGGCGUGGUGUGGGGGUCUUGCUCUUCUGGGAGUGCACAGCAAAAGGGGUGCUCUGCCAGAGCCCAGUGAUUUUUUUACUUUUUUUUUUAAUUGAUGUAUAAUUGAUUUACAAUGAUAUGUUAGUUUCAGGUGUAUAGCAAAGUGAUUCAGUAACACUUAUGUUCUUUUUCAGGUUCUUUUCCCUUAUAGGUUAUUACAAAAUACUGAGAAUGGUUCUCUGUGCUACAGAUUAGGUCCCUAUUGGUUAUCUAUUUUCUGUACAGUAGUGUGUAUAUGUUAAUUCCAACUGGUUAUCUUCUUAAACUUUUAAUUUUUUUGGCCACACCACACAGCAUGUGGGAUCUUAGUUCCCCAGCCAGAGAUCAAACCCAAGCCCUUGGCAGUGGGAAUGGGGAGGUCUAACCACUGGGCUACCGGGGAAUUCCCCCGCUGGUUAUUUUCAAUAGAAGCAGUGAAGAAACAUUUCUCCCUUUCUCAGCUGUGGAUCAGAGAGGCAGGAGACACGUGCACUGGGUAUUCUGUUCCAGGGAGAACAGACCCCAUCAAACCUGUGCAAGUAUGUCCACUGUCAUGAAAAACUAAUAUUCAAUAACAGUUUCAGAACUCUUGAGGGACCAGGUAGGGAGAAAAAAUGUAAAUGUCAAGGAUACACUUUACCAAAUCGUAAGGUAUAGACUGCGUAGGGCUUCCCAGGUAGCACUAGUGGUAAAGAACCAGUCUGCCAAAUGCAGGAGACACAGGAGACGUGGGUUCCAUCCCUGGGUCGGGAAGAACCCCGGGAGGAGGGCAUGGUAGCCCAUUCCAGUGUUCUUGCCUGGAGAAUCCCAUGGACAGAGGAACUGGGCAGGCUACAGUCCAUGGGAUCGCAAAGAGUGGGACAUGACUGAAGCGACUGAAGCACACAGGCACACAUAAACAGCUUAAAGGAGAGGAGGAAAGGGGAUCCGUUGUGUCUGGAAAACAAAACAUUAAAGCAACUGGUUUUCCGUGAGAGUUUUACAAAUGCUUAUGCAGUUAAGUCAUAUGAAUUCAGUUCAGUUCAGUUCAGUCACUCAGUCGUGUCCGACUCUGCGACCCCAUGGAUUGCAGCACAGUAGGCCUCCUUGUCCAUCACCAUCUCCCCGAGUUUACUCAAACUCAUGUCCAUUGAGUUGGUGAUGGCAUACAACCAUCUCAUCCUCUGUCGGCCCUUCUCCUCCUGCCCUCAAUCUUUCCCAGCAUCAGGGUCUUUUCAAAUGAGUCAGCUCUUCGAACCAAGUGACCAAAGUAUUGGAGUUUCAGCUUCAGCAUCAGUCCUUCCAAUGAACACCCAGGACUGAUCUCCUUUAGGAUGGACUGGUUGGAUCUCCUUGCAGUCCCAGCGACUCUCAAGAGUCUUCUCCAACACCACAGUUCAAAAGCGUCAAUUCUUCAGUGCCUCAGCUUUCUUUAUAGUCCAACUCUCACAUCCACACAUACCUACUGGAAAAACCAUAGCUUUGACUAGACAGACCUUUGUUGGCAAAGUAAUGUCUCUGCUUUUUAAUAUGCUGUCCAGGUUGUUCAUAACUUUCCUUCCAAGGAGUAAGUGUCUUUUAAUUUCAUGGGUACAAUCACCAUCUGCAGUGAUUUUGGAGCCCUCAAAAAUAAAGUCUAUCACUGUU
Messenger RNA from Dama dama (fallow deer), 6540 nucleotides. RefSeq names its product torsin family 4 member A (gene TOR4A). The transcript is spliced from 2 exons. Gene Ontology annotation, molecular function: ATP binding; ATP hydrolysis activity. NCBI's taxonomy places the organism in Eukaryota, Metazoa, Chordata, Mammalia, Artiodactyla, Cervidae. The record is from RefSeq and is a predicted model, not a curated record. The coding region runs from base 386 to 1606 and encodes 406 amino acids. Gene Ontology annotation, cellular component: nuclear envelope; endoplasmic reticulum lumen.